This is a messenger RNA of Ooceraea biroi (clonal raider ant), 1941 nucleotides long. RefSeq names its product TNF receptor-associated factor 5. The record is from RefSeq and is a predicted model, not a curated record. NCBI's taxonomy places the organism in Eukaryota, Metazoa, Arthropoda, Insecta, Hymenoptera, Formicidae. Gene Ontology annotation, molecular function: protein binding.
UGAGUUCUUCAUAUCUUGCCUGGUUUAUAGUGAAAAAUUUUUUUGACAAAUUUAUCCCUUAUUCAUCUAAACAUGCAACUAGCAAAUCUGGGGUUAACUGUAUAAUUACUGAUAUGCAAAUAAUGUGUAUAUUAUUAAUUAUGAGCAUGAUGUGCAGAUACCAUGUUCUAACUUGUAGGAUAUAUUAAUAUAACAUAAGUGGCAUGAACACGUAGCAAGUAGGACAAGUGGUAUCUAUCUAUGAUAUCAUCAGUAUCUUCCCCGUUCGCAACUGUUCUUAUCAGAUAGAGCGCGCGCAAUCUCUCGUUUACCGGGAGAAUCGUUAUCAGUGCGAGUUUCAGUUCGUUUCGGCAUAUUACGGUGUCACAAGUGCGUACGCAUCGAAACGAGAGAUGAAUACUAAUGUUCACGCGGUGGUGCGUCGCAGCGCGCCUUGCUAUUUCUGCAACGAAUUCCUGGAGGAGAAAUACCUGACGGAACAUGUGACACACUGUGCGGCGGUCCUGGAGGAGUGCUCGAACAAAUGUGGAGUUUACGUUCCCCGCAGAAGUCUGGAGGCUCACCAGAAAUCGUGCAACAAGAAAAUGUCGAAGAGGAAUAGUCAAAUAAAGGACAUUCAAGAUUCGGUGUGGAAGGAAAAGGUGUUCUCGGUGCUAACGUUGUUACGUUUAGCUAUCGAUCAGGGAGAGAAGGAGCGGAUUCGCUUACAAGACGAUCUCUCGAGGAACUUGAGCUUGCUGCAUUCUCAGCAGGAAUCUUUCGCUGCGCUGCGUUUAAAUCUCGUGGAAGCGAUCGAGGAGUCUCGCAGUAAUAGCGCAAUUCUCAAUCGAAGAUUGAGCGAUCUGGAGACGGCCACCGACAAUCUGCAGCACUGCAACGGUCUGAGCUUUCGACGGAUCUCCGAACAACUGAGAUUGCUCGAGGGAGAAUUGACGGAUGAGCAAAGCAAGCACAGAGGUGUACCGAAUGAUUGGCUGAAAGAAUUGAAAGACCUGAAAACGUUCGUUGCCAAAGAGAGCAUACGUACGAGCGAUAUAUGGCAGGAACAUCUGCGGCGCCUCAACGACUUGAAACUUGAAUUGGAAAUGAGAUGCAAAGACUCGGGAGAAUUAACGUCUAAGCACGAUAUCCUCUCGGAGAAGAUAGAUAGCUUGUUGGAAGGGAUUCACAAGCAUUACGAGAUCACGGCCAGACAAAAAUCGGAUAUUAAAGGCCUGAAGUUCCAAAUGAAGGAAAAUCUGAAGUACGUCGAGGAAUUGAUCGCGGAUAAUUGCGAACCGGCGUCCCUGCCGAACUCGUGCUCCUGCGCUCCGGAAAGCGUAGAAUGCGCCUCGACCAAUGGCCGUAUCAUAUGGCGAAUCGAUCGUUAUAAAGAGAAGAUGAGCGAAGCGAAGAAAAACGAUUGCGCACUUUACAGUCCGAUAUUUUACGAUAAAGAGUACGGCUACACCUUGAGAAUGGAGCUAUUCUUGAAUGGUAAAGGACAAUGGAAGGACCGUCACAUUAUCGGAUGCCUGCGCGUGGAAAAUGGGAAAUGGGAUCCGUUGUUGGAUUGGCCCUGCAUACUCAGAGCUGCCGUGAUUCUUCGGGAUCAGGACAAUCCCGCUAACGACCUUAAAAAGAUCGUGAAGACAGUAGGCCAUGACAAGAAUGACUCGGACGAGUUGAACAAAGAGUCCGGCUUAUACAUGUUUAUUCCCCAUACCACACUGAGCAGAUAUUCCGGUUACACGAAAAAGAACGUGCUCUUUUUGGACGUACAAGUGAAGGAUGCGAGGAUGAGCGCUUCAACGGCAUCAUUAGUAGCUCAAUAAUUUUAACACUUCAAUUCAAUAAUGACAAAUCUAAUGAGAUAAUAAUAAAUGGUAAUAAUUUUAGCUGGGAAAAUACUGAUGAUACUUCUCACGAUAAUAAAAAAUUGCAAUAAUUUUAUACGUAUGA